This is a messenger RNA of Loa loa (African eye worm), 778 nucleotides long. RefSeq lists its product as hypothetical. The record is from RefSeq and is a predicted model, not a curated record. The transcript has 3 exons. NCBI's taxonomy places the organism in Eukaryota, Metazoa, Nematoda, Chromadorea, Rhabditida, Onchocercidae. Gene Ontology annotation, cellular component: cell surface. The coding region runs from base 13 to 447 and encodes 144 amino acids.
UUACAGAAAGAUAUGCAUAGGGAAAGUAUCCUUUUAUUUCUACUCUUUAUCAUAUUUCAUCUACAAGCAACAACAUUUGGCUUUCGACAACAAUCUAUUGGUGUCCGAGGUCGUCUUGUAUGUGGUAAUCAAAGUUUGUCAAAUACACAAGUGAAAUUGUGGAAUAAAAAUAAAAUUGGUACGGAUGAUCAAUUAGCAGCGAUGAAAACGAAUGCUGAUGGUAGUUAUGAAUUGAAAGGUGGCAUUGGAUCAAUAUUUGGAAUGGAUGUUGUGUUGAAAAUUUAUCAUGAUUGUGAUGAUGGAGUUAUGCCUUGUCAACGAAAAGUUGUACUAAAUAUUCCCGAUCAUUAUGUUACUCGUUCAAGUGAUGUCAAAAAGUGGUUUAAUGCGGGAAUAAUGAAUAUGGAAUUCAAAUUUCCAAAUGAAGAACGAAGCUGUAUCAAUUAGUAUAAAAUCAGAAAUGAUAUAUAUCUCAUUUAUCAACUACAUUAAUUUGCAUGAAUUAUGUCACUUAUCAAUUGUGCUAUGAUAAAUGCAUAUCACUUAUCAAUUGUGCUAUGAUAAAUGUAUACAACAUCUUAUUGCUUAUAAUUGUUUAAUCAUUUACUCAUUUAUCAUUACUUAUUCUACACUUUGUUAAAGGGGAAGGAUAAAUGAAUAGGGUUGAACUGAUCAAUUGUUUUCCCUUCUUAAUUUUGCCCAUACAUUUAAGAAUCUGUUUUUUUUCUCAUCCAACAUUCAUAUAUUCAACAUAACCAUCAUCUUAUCCUAAUUUGAA